Molecule: messenger RNA, 603 nt
Organism: Cladophialophora yegresii CBS 114405
Lineage: Eukaryota; Fungi; Ascomycota; Eurotiomycetes; Chaetothyriales; Herpotrichiellaceae
Exons: 1
Coding region: 1-603 (200 amino acids)
Source: RefSeq, a predicted model, not a curated record
AUGGCCUUGGUUCCGAAGUACAGGGUCAGGAAGCGGCCUCGGCGAGAGUCAAGCGAUGGCUUCUCUGUCGAGGAGAUAUCCCCGGAUGACAUGGGCUACGAUGGAGAUAUCGAGGUCCUCCAUCCUGAUCAGUAUGAAGAACCCGAAUCCGAGUUCGAAGAUGAAGCACUUAAGAAGCUAUGGCCAGACACGGACGAAGAGCUUGCCAGCAGGUUGCGGCGGCUCUCAUGCGAGCGUCAACCCAAGAGCGCUCAUCGAGGGGAUUACGAUCGAGGGCAAAAACGCCGUUCAACAGAGAUGGACGAUGAGGACGAGAGCCCGACACUCAACCGUACAGAAAUCGAAGUUUCUGAACUGGUCGACGGGCAGGCUGCACAGCCGCCAAUGAAACGUAGGAGAAAGAGAAGCGAACGGACCCCUCUGGGGCAACGCGUUGUGAAGAAACAGGCACAAGAAGCAUGGACGGACAGCUCUGAAAAGUCUGAGGAUGCAGGCAUAGAAUCAUCAAACUCCCCCAGCACGCCCGAGCGCACAACUACACCAUGCAGAUCUCGUGGGAAGGAGGAAGCCCGAGGAGACAGUGACGCGAUGGAGAUCGGAUGA